UUUAUACAUGAAAAUUUUUUUAACAUAUUGUGAUGAGAUUCUGCCAAUUAAAAUGAGACCAAACACGACAUGCUAUUAGUAUUGAGUGUGAUUAGUAAAAUUACGAAGCAUACACCAGAAAUUCCAGAAAUACAAGAAAAUGCAAUUAUGUUAUUCAUACAAUAAAGAAAUGACUUCAUAAAACAGAAUAAUCCACUCAUUGCAAAAUCAACUGAUAUAUUACAAAUAUAUUUGGAUGUUCUUUCGGAUUUGUUGGAAGCACUUUCAGAUGAUUUUAAACAAAAAUAUGAUGAAGAACUGUAUAGCUGGGUUAAAGAUCUAAGUCGUCCAGAGAGAUAUCAAAUUAAGAAAGUUACAAUGAGAUCUGCAAUCAACUUAUUGUCACGUCAUAUGAAGUUCUUUCAAGAAUUUGUUUAUUCUGAUUAUAAGUAUUGGUAUGAACUAUUAAUUAAUUUGGCUCAAGACAAGAAUACACAAUGUAGUGUAUGUGGACAGAAUGCUUUAAAAAAUUUUUAUCAAUUAAUUGGAAACAUAUUAAAAGACAAAACUUCUGAUGAAGAUAAAACUAUAUUUUUGUAUUUUAAAAACUUUUUCGAAAAAGAACUGAAAAAUAAUCAAGAAGUAACUGCAAACAGAUGUUUUGUAGUAUACGGCUACAGUAAAAUGGCUGCUCCAUGUAAAAUAUAUCUUACACAUAAUGACGUACAAGAAAUGUUUUCUCUGAUUGCUCAUUGUGCUGUGUCAGUCUGUUCAAGAGAAAAUUUAGAGCGUUUGGACUUGGAAAGUAUUUACUAUUACCAAGAAGCAUUAUCUGAAAUAAUAUUGCAUAUAUUUGAUCUAUCAAUUGAUCAGAUUAAUAUAAUUUCAAAGCUCAGUGUUAUUUUAGUUAAAAAAUUUCCCGAUCUUCCCAUAGUUAAUCAAAAUCCUGCAAUUUAUUCGCUGGUAAAAACGAUCGUUAAUAUUGGGACAGUCAGUAAAACCUUGUUAGAAGAAUUUCUAUAUAAUUUAAAUUACAAUGGAAUAAUAUGGACUUGUUCGCAUACUUUGUACGUCGACGCGGAAUUACAACGCGAAUUAAAACACCAUGAAGAGCGCCUAAUGUGCUACAAAAACUAUUUACCUUUAUGGAUACAACUUACAAGACCAGAAAGGUAUAGACAACACGAGCGCAUUAUACAGGACGUGGUUGAUUCAAUAAUGCAUGUAUGCAUCGUGCUGAUUACUAAAUUAAAUCUAAACACGAAAGUGAAGGAUGAUAAUAUAUUCUCAGAUGCAACCUUUUCUCAAAUUGCCGAGAAUGCAACAGACUUUCGAAUGUUCAUCAAUAUUGUUGAUUUGUUUGUUGAUAUCAUCAAUGAAUUAGAGUCCUCUUUGUUGAUGAACACUUUGCACAAAUUCCUAUUAAAGUUUAUCACUAUGUCUUACAAGUAUCCGCUUGUAUCAGGAUUCUAUAAAUUAGUGUACGCGACGUUUAAACAUAUUUCUAAUUUAACUGAAGGCGAGAUUGAAGCAGAGACACUAGAUUUAUUAUACAAAUACUUCAUUAAUAUAUUGAAUUUGAUGUCCACCUUCAGCGGUGAAUUACUAACAACGUGUUUAUCUUUAAUUUUGAAUGUACCUGAGAUGUACAUAGAACGUAUACUGGAUAGUUCCAUUCCGACAUUUAAAAUAGCUUUAACGGUGGGUUUAAGUGAUUUUGAAGUAGCUUGGACUGCGUUGAGCGCGUUAGAAAAAUGGACAAGCCGUUCAAACGAUCAACAGAAAGAUAAAUUUUUGUUAGAAAUUGUUCCAUUCUUGGAGCCAUAUUUAAACAGCGAAGAAAGCUGCAUAGAAAUGUCACAGGACAUAAUAAAAUCUGAGCGGAAAGUUAUAAAGCGCAUCGUACUCAGAGACAACGAAAAAACAUUAGAAAGAUUUCAGAUGAGAGUUCUAUUAUUUAUCGCAUCGCUCGACACUGAUACAUUACUGAAUUUCGUGUAUAAAAAAUCUAUGAAUAUAGGAGCUACUUGGGACAAGAAGGAUUUACUCAAGUAUUCGUUGUCUUUGUCGGAUACAGAAGUGGAUAUUUAUUUUGAUAAAGUCCUACCAAGGGUGACUCAAUUAGCUCAAAACUCUGGGGACAGGCGAACGAAGAUAAUAGCCUGUGAAGUACUUCAUUCCAUGGUAAUGUUGAUUCUAGGAAAAACAUCGAAAUUAAAUCUGGAUAAAUUCGCUCCCCUGUACAAUAUAAUAUGUCCAGCCCUAUUGAAUCUAGGCUGUGAUUACGAUGAAGCAGCAAGGCAAAUUUUUCAGCCUUUGAUGCUGCAGUUGAUGCACUGGUUGAGCUCAAAAUUUAUGCUCAAGUCUUUAGCGACUACAUAUUUUAUAGAUUCAGUGUUCGAGGCUUUAAGCAAUGAUUCAAACUCUUCGCUUAGAGAAUUUUCUGCAGCAUGUUUAGCCGAAUUUACUAAAUGGUCUAUAAAGCAGUCUAACAAUGACAGAGGAACUCAAUCUAACAUUGAUGAGGUCUUAUAUAAAAUGACGAACUUCGCGAUUCAUCCAUCUAUAUGUAAGCGAAUAGCAGCUGCAACAGUUUUCAAUCAUCUUUACACUAUAUUACGAGAAGACGACAAAAUUGUUUCCAUGUACUGGCUGGAAAUUUUGUAUUGCUUUGUGAAGAGUUUAGAUGGUUGUAAUGACCCCUCGAUUGUGGUUGCACUCGAUCACGUUGAAAGAGUAUUAAUUGCGAAAAAAAAUUUAUUGAAUGCACAUCAUAGUAAACGUAGAUUACCAGCUGAAUUUAAAGGAGACACUCUGACAGAUGCAGUGUACUGGCUGUUCUCUCAAUGCGGUUGCAUAAACCUUCCUUGUAGAACGAAAUGCAUGGACUUGGUGGUUAAACUUUCAGAACAUUUAAAAGAUUGCGAUUCGGUUACAACAAUGAUAAAUAAUUUCAUUGAUGACCAUGGAAACGAUGCAUUUAAUGCAAUGAUAUUUGGCGAACUCGAUUCGAAGAUUGAAAGUCUUUCUUGUAGCAUUAUUUUACCUCUUUUGAGAAGUUUGGAUUGCUACAUUUGGCUGAUAAAAAAUGAUCUGCUGGAAAUGGAAUAUUUAUUUGCGAAAACAAAUACAAAAAAUGAAAUACUUUUUAAUAGCGCAAAAAAUUUCGUUUAUGUAGUCAAUAAAAUUAAAAGCGAAACAGAUGAUGAUAGUGUAGUAAUGCUAUCCAUAGAAUUUGAAGAAUUACAAUCGUUACAGUGUAAACUAAUAAUAACAAUAUUUGAUUUCUUUCAAAUUCUUCUCAAUUCCAAUAAAAAUUAUGUGCCAGAUUUCUUUCUGUGCAAGGAUCUGUAUGAACUAAUUUCAAAAUGUAUAAUGUGUCCUCAAGUUGUAGGAUUUGAGACAAUCAAUUUUGAAAGUAUUGAAUCACUUUCGUUAAUUAUGGACAAUUUAAUGAAAUCGAUAAUACGAAAGGGUGAUGAUACCAUACUGAAUUCUAUAAAAUGUGAACUAUCUGCGUAUGUAGAAAAACAUAUAAAUAGUUUCAUUGACUUGGAUGAAAUUGUUUACAGCACAGAUAGCUGUAGCGAAUUGAAACAAUACGUUCGUGGUUUAAGAUUUUUGGAACAACAUAAUAUUCUGAGUCAGAUGUGUAAUGGAAUUUAUUCAAUAGAACAACCCGACGAUAAAAUUACGCGUAUCUUCAAUGUCCUAGCACAAAAACAAAUGGGAGAACUGGUUUGUGUGAAUAUAAAAGCGUCAAUAAUAGAAUAUUUGCAAAUUCUGAUGGAAUUGCUCCUUAUUCAUUACAAGACAUCAAUAACAGAGACACUGAUCACAUUAAUUGGUAAAGACACAAUGCUCGAAUGGGACUUCAAAAAAAUUGAACAUGGAAUGUACUUUCUACGUCUGUUUAAAAACGAAAUGUUUAGAUACAUGCUGAAGGAUGCAGAGAAAACUAUGGAAGUAUUAAACACCCUAUUGAAAAUGAAUUCAUCAUUUUUGUUAACAAUGACCGAGCAACUCUUUCUGUUUGUGCAACGACACAAAAGUGAAUUACAGGAAAGCAGAAAAUCCUUAGUGGAUGUUGUAAUUAAGAGAUUUACAGAUUUUGAACGAGCUAUGAAAAAUUUAGGCGAUAGAAAAGAGAAGCUAAUAAGCAUUUAUGGAAUUGUCGUGCACUUGAAAGAAAAUCCAAUGGAGGUGCAGUCUUUGAAUAAAGACUUUCACACGUGGAUAUUGAAUCAAUUAACAGAAAGCAAUGACCUAAAUGACAAAACCAGAAUUAUUCAGAAUUUCCUCGUUUGUUUGACCGAUAUGACGUCCAAUUCUCAACCAGAAUUAUUUGCCAUUUUACGUACUCUGCGAAGCGACAGGAUUGCCUUGUGUCCAAACGAUUUUUCACAAAGAGAUGUGAAAGCUUUAAAAGUCAUUAACUGUUUCCAGACGUUAUUAACGGUGCUUACCGUUACAAAAUCAAUUGUAGUAUUUAAAUCUAUAAUUUUAUUUGCUGCUGGAAUCGCUGAACAUCUAUGCGACGAAAAAACUGAAGAAUGUCUAAAGAAAUAUUUCAAUUGCAUUAGUCCCAUAAGUUCUUUAGACUCUAUGGAGGCAGCAUAUAAAUUAUUCUUAGACUUGAACAUGUCUAUAAAUGAGAGAUUCGACAUACUACGGAAAUUUCUUCUGCCAUUAUUUCAGUUCUGUGAAAUUACCGAGAUACAGAAAUUUUUUGAAAAUAAUAUCCGCGAGAUGUACACUAUUAUCGAGCAAGCAAUUAUUGGAAGCAGUUCGGAUACCAGUCAUCUGAUAGUAUCAAAGAUAGGCUGCUAUGAUCUCGUUGGAAUUAUGUUCGCGAAGAUAGACAUAGACGAAAUAGAAAAUCCUGACAGUGUCAUUACACAAAAUGCCAUUGAUGACGCAGUAACUGGUAAAGAACUGAUAAAAAAUUUAUACAGCAACGCACUACAUGUACGUAUGUUCAAGACACUUGAUCCAGAGCACAAAGAGAUAAUAAGACUGCUACACUGCUCUGCAUACAAUUUUUCCAUAGCAGUUGUGUGCUUAAAAACAGAUGAAGACGCCUACAAGGGCAUCUUUGCUGAGAAUAAGAAGAAGGAACAAUUGAUCUGGGCGAACAUUGUAGAUAGUAAGAAGCGGUACAAUCUUCAACAAACUUUGAAGGAAUAUCCAAAGAACUAUAAGAAAUUGGUUAAUAUAAGAAAAAAUCUGAAAAAACAAGCAAACUCUGCACAAAACUCUUAUAUUUAUAGCUUUGAUCUGACUUGCUGUUCCUUGAACGAGGACAUAGAUGCUUAUGAUUACAAUGAAGCAGUUGUGCGCAACAAUCCUAACAAUACAGAUACUGCAAAAGAAAGCAUGAGUGUGUUGCUUGAAAGCGACGAACUAAAUAAUCACGAAUGCAUGGCAACCAUUUGUGGUGUGUUGAAUCAUAUGGUAUCACAACAAAUAUCUGUAGCACCUGAUGACGAUGAUUUCAUGAUACCAAUGUGGUUGAAACUGUUCUGCAAUGCAACAGGUAGCGACAACGUUAAACUAUUUGUGCUGAAAAUUGUAUUGAACAUGCAAACCGUAUUCAAACCAUAUGCAAAAUAUUGUCUAAAGCCAAUAAUACGUUUGACCUAUUCGUAUUUAUUACGAAAUCCGUUGAAUUAUAUAAUUACUGAUAUUAUAGAGAUGUUAAUAAAUUGGCAGAGUGUAGCCCAACCUGACACAACUGAUGAGAAAAUCAUUGCGCAGAAAUUUUGGGAAAUAAUGAUCGACAAAGCCGUUGUGAACAAAACAGACGAGAUUCCCAAAACAGUUUAUAAAUAUAACAUGUAUAUGAUAAAAAUUAUCCUUGAAAUGUGGCAUACUUGUUUGGAAUUGCCACGGAAUUUAAGUAACAAAAUGCAGACUGCACCUGGAUCCACAGUAUACUUGAUAUUAAUUUGUAUGGUGAACGGAAUGGUUGACAAGAUACUCGAAAAAAGUGAUGUCUUAGAGUUUCUAGAGAAAUCUCUACAAAACUGGAAAGACGAUGAGGAGACUGUUUUGCAGUGUUGCGAAUGUUUUGGCUUUAUCUUGAAGCACUUAGACGAGCACAAUAGCAUUUCGAGCAGAAAGGGGCUCAUAAUUGAACAAAUUAAAAGCGUAUUAAAACAGAUGCAAAUAUCGUGCAUAUCCAGACAAAUAAAAUGCAUUCGUGCAUUAUGCAAAAGUUAUCCAGAUGCUGGAAUAAUUUAUUUCGACUUCGUUACUGCGAACAUAUUCAGAGUGGACAAAAUGGGACAAUCAGAUUGCUUAGAAAUAUUUUUGUGGUGUAUACCAAAGCUCAAUGCAGAACGGAUACUGAGAGAAUUAGAAUACAUGAAGUUCCAUGAUCUAUUAAAAAACAAAGUUUUACCUUACGAGAAGAUGGCAUUGCAGGUCACUCACACUUUGGUUUCUAUUGUUUCUCCAUCAUAUCUAUUGUCUCUAAUUGUUUUGGUGACUCCAUAUAUCAAACAUGAUUCUUCUGAAUACAGAGAAUGCGCCUAUGACAUAUUUAUAGAUAUUUAUAAGAAAUAUGUUGAAGAUACGUCUGAUGAAGAUGAUGUAAAAAAAUUGAUGGACAGUAGCAAAGAAAUGUUAUUUAAUGGCAUAUUAGAUCCCACUGAACAAAUACAAGAGAAGAUUCUAGACUUUUGGUCUCAAGAUGCACACCUAGAGCACACUUGUGAAGAAAGAUUAUUGGAAAGUUUAAAUGUAUAUAUACCUGGUGCUGGCAAGAAUUUUCUACCGUUUGUGCUUCUUAUGAUUCUGGAUCUCACUAAGAAAUCAAAAAAUUAUAUGCAGACGAUAUUUAAAGAACCUUUGUUCGAAGGUUGCUGCUACAAAGAUUAUAAAAUAACACCUUCAUGGAGAACAAGAAAUCUUGGAUCGAAAGCUCCGCUGUUUGUUCCAUCUCUUGCUAGUAAAAUGAAUCAAACGUUUACCCAAAUGAGUGCUUCUUUUACAAAUUCGUUUGAUUCUGAAUAUACAUCGUCAUAUAUGAACACAAAUGCCGAGUUUGACUUACAGGCCACACAAGAUCCAGAAUUUGAACCGACCUUUGGUGAUGAAGAACCUAUAUCAACAUCUGUUGAUUAUAGCAAUGAUGAUGUAUUUAAAAUACCAGCGGUACCAGAACCUGCUUACAACAAGAAAUCAAAACGAUUCUUGUGCAGAUCCGUUGAUAUUUCGUCGACCAUACGACAAGAACAGAUUAUGAAGAAUAUACAACGUGCUGAAAUGAUAAAAGAAGAUGCUGUUCGUCAGAGAAGUAGUGUGAAAUUAUAUAGAAAAUACAGAAUAGGUGAUUUUCCAGACAUUGAAAUAUUCCACUCAGCGUUGAUUGAACCACUACAGCAACUGGCAAAGAAGGACUCACAGAUUUGUAAGGACUUAACAGUUUCUAUUGUUUGCUCCUUACUGAAAGUAUCCAGAGGAGGCGACUUUGUAAGGAACAUCGCGAAUAGUUUGAAACUGAUCACAGAAAGAGAACAAGGAAAUAAUUCUAUGAUAGCUGUGAGUUUAGAAAUACUGCAGAGUACUCGUGCAAUUAAUUGCUCGCCGGAGGUCGUUGCAAGGGUUUCAAGAUUAAAUAGCUUGAAUUUCCUUGGUCCACUCAUUAUAGAAGAAAAUUUAGUAUAUGGUAAAAAUGAUAUCGAACCGCCUAAGAAAAGAGCGAGAAACAGUAGUGUACAAGAUAGAACGAUGCAACAAUCUUUGAAUAAAGAUUCCAAUUCCAUGCAGGAAGAAUGGUUGCAGUUAGCCAACCUUUACGAGUCCAUCAAUGAUGUUGAUGUGGUCCUUAGUAUCUUUCAAAAUCAUAUCACCAAUGAGAAUUUACAAGAAGCAUCGUUUGCCCAAACAUCUAACAAUUGGAAGAAAGCGAAAGCAGCUUAUGAAAAAGCUUAUGAAACAGAUUCUGUAUUGGUCAAAGAACAUUGUCUUCAAGGCUUGUUUGAGUGUUUGAGCAACAUGUGUCACUGGGAUGGAGUUCACACACGUAUACAUAAUAAAUUAAAUGGAAACAUAGAGAACAUUUGGAACGACCCAUGGAAAAAUUGGAUGUUCCCAUGGUUAUUCGAAGUAUACGUGAGAGUAUUAACAGGCGAAAAGACUAAUAUUGAACUUUCCGAAAUCCAGAAAAUUAUCAAAGAUUGGAUAAAAGACGAUGAGAAAGUGAAGUAUCUUAAACGAUUCUUUGGCGGUGAAUUGACAAUGUUCUGGUUAUACGAUCAAAUAGAAGUUGCUCGUCACGCAACACUGAGUACAUUGAACGAGAUGAGAGAACAGUGGAUUAAACUUCAUCCACUCUCUACACAGCUGAAGAUACAUAUGCUACAAAAAUUGCGAAUAAUCAAUGAUGUGAACUGGUUCAUAAAAAUUCUAAAAACGGCGAAGGAUCCGGAUGACUUGCAAAACAUCCUAAACUUUUGGAAUAGUAGUCUACCGUCUGUACAAGACGCCAUCAUCCCAUGGGACAAGUUAACAUCCUAUAGAAUUGAAUUCAUUAACGGACCAUUAAAAGAGGCAUUAACAAAUUGGAAUGUGAAUGAAACUCAACAAGAUUCAGAGAGUGUACCAAACGAAGAGGAAAACGGAAUUACUUACCAACUGUGUAGAGUAACUUUCAACAUGCAACUGAAAAUGAUUGAAACAGCAUUGAGCCAGAAGAAUAAAUACAUAGCAAAAAAAUACUUGUGCAAGAUAGAAGAGAAUAACUCAAAUUACUCUGUAGAUAUGGAACAGCAAUUCUUUUUAACUAUUGCGAAGACGAAGUACUUGAUUGGAGAAAUUGAAACAGAUAUGAAGAAGAAACUGUCUAACUACACUGAUUCUUGGACAUAUUGUCACGAUCUUCUUCAGAAAAGUGAUCUUGAUCCCAUGAUAAAUGUACAUGUUCGACAACAAGUCAGUAAAGUAGCUUCAAAGAUGGCAGAGUUAAGUCAGAAUGACACAACAUUUUCUGAUUUAUUAACAAAUAACACUGCAAUCUUGAAAGUAAUUAAUAUUGGAAAUAAUGAUGUAUCUGUCAUUAGAGAAUCAUUGAAAGCUUAUAGUUUGGAACAACUAAAAGAGUGUUGUACAGUGCCAUCUUCGAGAAGUCAGGAGUGCUACUUCACCCUUUCAAAGUAUUGUUAUGCUAAAUUAUCAUGUGAUAACCGUGAUGUUAACAUAAGUAAAGAAUUCGUGCGUUCCACAUUAAAAGCAAUGAGCUAUGGAUCUCUUGAGGCAGCUCAUUACUUUCCUUGCUUAUUAAAAUCUGAAUAUUUUGAGGAUGAAGAGACGAAGGAUAUUUUUAUGAAAGAGAGCGAAGGAAUCGAAACUUGGUUGUUCUUAUCUUGGCAGGCCCAGCUCUUCUCACAUCUAGGAACGUCUAUUGCACCGUUAAUUAUACCUAUCCUGAAACGCAUCGUUGAAACAUAUCCAGAUGCUGUGAUAUACACGUUCCGUUUAACGGUAGAAACCAAUCCUGCUCUCCUCAACGAAAAUAGGACCUAUGAAAUUCGAAAAAUGCUCUACAAGAAAUCUGAAAUCGAUCAGUUUCUACAGGCAAUGCACUAUCUCGUUCAGCCAGAAUUAUAUUUGCAAUAUUAUCUACUUCAAUUUUUGAAGGACUUAUCGCAAGGGCCUGCUACAGCCGUGAGCAUGCUACUAAAGAAAGUAUAUCCAAAUAAACAGGAGAUUGAACACAGUUUAAGACCAGGGACAAUAUUUAAUGAGAUCAGAACCUAUGAAGCCCAUAUAAAAAAAUUAGAAUCGAGAAAACCUGAGCAAAUUAAACAAAUUGUAUACCAGAUGAUUGAAAAUAUCAAGAAGUCGUUUGCUAAACGUAAAGAUAAAACGCAUUUGCAGGACUAUAGUCCAUGGUUGCACAGAUUUUCUGGCAAAGACAUCGAAAUACCUGGACAGUACAUCGGCAACAGGAGACCUAUGCCACAGUAUCAUGCCAAGCUUAUGAAGCUAGAAUCUUCAGUGAAGGUGCUCAAAUCUCUCCGGAAGCCUAUACAGAUCGUUAUGAUUGGUAACGAUGCAAAGGAGUAUCCCUUCCUAGUGAAGUUUGGUGAAGAUUUAAGACAAGACCAAAGGUUACAACAGUUGUUCACUGUUAUGAAUAAAACAUUGCGCAUUGAUGCUGCUUGCAAUCAGAGACAAUUGUCUAUAGACACGUAUCAGGUGAUUCCUUUGUCCAAGGCAGUAGGGCUAAUACAAUGGAUAGACAAUACAAGAUCUCUGCAAGAAUUUAUACACUUUACAUUAUCUGCGGAAGAAGAAAAACGGUGCGAGGCGAUAGGUGGACACUAUGAAGAGUGGAUUCGAAGCGCCGCACCCUCUAAAAAGCAAGUUGAGAGAUAUAAAGAGGCAACAGUGAAAUACAGCGCAGCAAAAGUGAUCGCUAAAAUGAACGAGUUUAUAAGUAAAACCAACUGGGAUAAUUUGCGCAAAACGUUCACAAUAGUAUGUCCAUCUGUAGAAAGCUUCGUUGUGAUGCGUCGAAAUUUUGUCACCACUUUUGCCACCAUAUGCAUUGCUCAUUGGAUUUUGGGUAUCGGUGAUCGACAUCUUGGAAAUCUUCUGAUCGCAGUUGAAUCUGGUCGUUGUUUGGGAAUCGAUUUUGGAUUAGCAUUCGACGCCGGUGUUGAUCUGAGGAUUCCUGAAUUAAUGCCGUUUCGUUUAACGAAUCAAAUUCUUGGUUUACUCAGACCUUUCACUGAAAAGGAUCUUCUACGAUCUGUGAUGGUACAUACGUUAAAAGCGCUCAGGAACCAAGCAGGUCCUAUUCUAUCUUGUAUGGAUGUUUUUGUUCACGAGCCCUUAAAUUGGACUGAACAUGUGAACAAAAAACAGCGAGAAGAUGAAGAUGAUAUCGCGGACAUUAAAUGGAUGCCUAUGAAAAAGAUCAAAGCUGUUACCAAAAAAUUAAACGGAAUCAAACCGUCUUUGAUUAUUCUGGAGCAAUUGAAGGAUCAACACGAGAGCAAAUAUUUUGAUCGAUAUUAUGUUAUACUAAAUGGAGAAGAUGACAUUAAACGACCUCGAGCAACCAUGAAUAAUGAUCAUCUAAGUCCUGAGGAACAGAUUGAAUGCUUGCUGGAUCAAGCAACCGACUUAAAUAUACUAGGACGUACAUACGUUGGCUGGCGGCCAUGGCUUUAAACUAUUCAAACUUAAGUAUAGUUACGCUUGAUCAUGUCAUUUUUUGCUGUUAUAGGAAUAUAAUAUAUUUUGUAUACGAAUGUAUUUGUACCAAUUUAAUUAUAAAUCAAACAAUUUAAUAGAUUA
This is a messenger RNA of Megalopta genalis, 11289 nucleotides long. Lineage: Eukaryota; Metazoa; Arthropoda; Insecta; Hymenoptera; Halictidae. The record is from RefSeq and is a predicted model, not a curated record.